This is a messenger RNA of Zingiber officinale, 1611 nucleotides long. Its product is annotated as tubulin beta chain-like. Gene Ontology annotation, cellular component: microtubule; cytoplasm. Gene Ontology annotation, molecular function: GTP binding; structural constituent of cytoskeleton; GTPase activity. Gene Ontology annotation, biological process: microtubule cytoskeleton organization; mitotic cell cycle. Lineage: Eukaryota; Viridiplantae; Streptophyta; Magnoliopsida; Zingiberales; Zingiberaceae. The record is from RefSeq and is a predicted model, not a curated record. The transcript has 3 exons. The coding region runs from base 92 to 1429 and encodes 445 amino acids.
UGAGACCCUCACUCGCUCCUCUCUCUCUUUCCGCCUCCCUGUCUUGCCGGCGAUUCGGAACCCUCGUGUUUUUGAAAGCGGAGGAGCGAGGAUGAGAGAGAUCCUUCACAUCCAGGGCGGGCAGUGCGGGAACCAGAUCGGGGCCAAGUUCUGGGAGGUGAUCUGCGACGAGCACGGGAUCGACGGGACUGGGAAGUACAAUGGCGAUUCGGACCUCCAGCUCGAGAGGAUCAACGUAUAUUACAAUGAGGCCAGCGGCGGGCGGUACGUUCCGCGAGCGGUGCUCAUGGAUCUGGAGCCGGGAACUAUGGAUUCCGUCCGAUCUGGGCCUUUUGGCCAGGUUUUUAGGCCGGAUAACUUCGUCUUCGGCCAGUCUGGGGCUGGUAACAACUGGGCCAAGGGGCACUACACGGAGGGUGCUGAGCUCAUCGACUCGGUGCUUGAUGUGGUCAGGAAGGAGGCAGAGAACUGUGACUGCUUGCAGGGGUUCCAGGUGUGCCACUCUUUGGGAGGAGGCACUGGGUCAGGCAUGGGAACCCUUCUCAUCUCAAAGAUCAGAGAGGAAUAUCCAGAUAGAAUGAUGCUCACCUUCUCAGUUUUCCCCUCUCCCAAGGUCUCUGAUACAGUUGUGGAGCCAUACAAUGCUACCCUGUCGGUUCAUCAACUUGUUGAGAAUGCUGAUGAAUGUAUGGUACUUGACAAUGAAGCGCUGUAUGACAUCUGUUUCCGCACCUUGAAACUUUCAAAUCCCACAUUUGGUGAUCUCAAUCACUUGAUCUCUGCUACAAUGAGUGGUGUCACUUGCUGUCUUCGCUUCCCUGGACAGCUCAAUUCUGACCUGCGGAAGCUUGCAGUCAACCUCAUCCCUUUUCCCCGCCUGCAUUUCUUCAUGGUUGGGUUUGCACCCCUUACCUCAAGGGGUUCGCAACAAUACCGGGCUCUCACUGUACCUGAACUAACCCAGCAAAUGUGGGAUGCCAAGAAUAUGAUGUGUGCUGCUGAUCCCCGCCAUGGCCGAUACUUAACUGCUUCAGCCAUGUUCCGUGGUAAGAUGAGCACGAAGGAAGUUGAUGAGCAGAUGCUCAAUGUGCAGAACAAGAACUCGUCCUACUUUGUGGAGUGGAUACCAAACAACGUGAAGUCAAGUGUGUGUGACAUUCCACCCAAGGGGCUCAAGAUGGCUUCAACUUUCAUUGGCAACUCGACCUCCAUCCAAGAGAUGUUCAGGAGGGUGAGCGAGCAAUUCACUGCCAUGUUCAGGAGGAAAGCUUUCUUGCAUUGGUACACUGGAGAGGGUAUGGAUGAGAUGGAAUUCACAGAGGCUGAGAGCAACAUGAAUGACCUGGUGGCUGAGUACCAGCAGUACCAGGAUGCAACAGCAGAGGAAGAAGAGUACGAGGACGAGGGAGCAGAGGAGGAAGAAGUCUGAGUAAUUCCUCCUUGUAUUUUGAAAUAUGGGUUUGCUUUUUUUAUUUCUGCUUGGCUUGUCGUGGAUUUGGUUUCUGUUGUUAGACAUAUGCUCUAUAUGUUUGUCGUGGCCAUGAAUUGAAUGUGAUAUGUUGAGACUUUGGAGCCUUUUGACUCUAAUUAUGGGUCCUCGUUGAGAUUAAA